CCAUGUGUCUGUGCAGAUGGCAGCGAUGGGAAGGCGAAGGCAGAGGAGGAAGAGGUGCAGGACUACAGAGUCAAGUGUUUGAACAACCUGGCCACCACUCAGCUCAAACUGGAGCAGUUUGACGAAGCGCUGCACACCAGCCGGGACGUUCUGACCCUCGAGCCAAACAACGUCAAGGCCCUUUUCAGGACGGGAAAGCUCCUGUCUGACAAGGGUGAAUACAAAGAGGCGAUGGAGGUGCUAAAAAAGGCCUUGAAACUGGAGCCAGCCACCAAGGCGAUCCACGUCGAGUUAUCUAAACUCGUCAAAAGGCAAACGGGAGACAAAGACACCAAAGAAUGGAAAGCCAAACCAGCAGAGAUGCUUGGAGAUGACAUCGCACCUUUCCUGAUUCCACCUAAGAAAAAGCCAUCUGGAAUUUCCUGGAAGUUCAUACUCGGAGCGCUGGUGGUGGCCUUGGGCAGUUUAGUGACGUCAGUGAUUCUGACUGCAAGAAACUGAAAUCCUCUGCAGGAAGCACUUUGGAAACCAUCACCAUGUGCAGGAGCAGAGUUUGGUCUCCGGUCCUCUCCAAUCAGCUCGUUUAAAAAGAGUUUUCUACUGUGAGUGCAAAGCGGCAGCACUGGAGCCUGAACUUGCAUUUGUGCGACUAUCAUGCAGUAUAAAAAAAAAAAAAAAAGCUUUCACUGAAAGGUGAAUAGUUGAAUGGAGUGAAUUCUUACUACCAACAGAGAUUUCCACUGAUCGAUAACACAGAAGCGUCUAACAGCCAUCUUUCCAGUUCAAUCUGUUUUAUUUGGAAAAGGGAUUACAUUUCUUUUUGUCAUAAAAAAUGGGCCCUGGAAUAUGUCACAGAUAGUCAAAAAAAAAAAAAACUACAUUCAGUGGACGUGGAACUUUUGUAAAGACUAAUCAAAUCAUUUAUUUAAAAAGUACCUUUAGUAAAUGAAUAACACUGUAAACAUCACAAAUGUGUGAACUAUUUGAUCAGUGCUCCCUUUAGAGGUUUAAACUGCAAUGCAAUAUUGCUUCCACUGAUGCUUAUAAUAAAAAAUAAAACAUG
Molecule: messenger RNA, 1063 nt
Organism: Stegastes partitus (bicolor damselfish)
Lineage: Eukaryota; Metazoa; Chordata; Actinopteri; Pomacentridae
Product: peptidyl-prolyl cis-trans isomerase FKBP8-like
Exons: 4
Biological process (GO): protein folding; negative regulation of apoptotic process
Cellular component (GO): cytosol; mitochondrial envelope; endomembrane system
Molecular function (GO): protein binding; protein folding chaperone
Source: RefSeq, a predicted model, not a curated record